Messenger RNA from Microplitis demolitor, 8570 nucleotides. RefSeq names its product ATPase family AAA domain-containing protein 2. The transcript is spliced from 5 exons. Gene Ontology annotation, cellular component: nucleus. NCBI's taxonomy places the organism in Eukaryota, Metazoa, Arthropoda, Insecta, Hymenoptera, Braconidae. Bases 4858 to 8505 code for a protein of 1215 amino acids. Gene Ontology annotation, biological process: positive regulation of transcription by RNA polymerase II. Gene Ontology annotation, molecular function: histone binding; ATP binding; ATP hydrolysis activity. The record is from RefSeq and is a predicted model, not a curated record.
CCAAACAUAAAAAGAUACCAAAUUAGUUAUAGAAAUCCCGAUCAUCAAAAAUGUAUUGCAAUGGGUUGAUAAAAUACUUUCUAAAACUUUCGAUCGGUAAAAACAAGCGACGUAGCUAAUUGUACUUGAUAUAUACAAUAAUUGUUGAGGAAAAUUUUCAUAAAGAAUACCGAUUAGUAACUACAGAUGGCAACUUAUAAAUAUCAUGAUCAAUUAUAUAGUCUUAACACUCUUCACUUAAUGUAAGCGCCCCACAAGUAUAUGGAAUUUUGACAAAAGCUUUAUCAAAAGAUCGUCAAUCCAUCGCUAAUGAGUUACAAAAAAAAAAAACUUUCGUCAAAAUACUGGCCACUAUCAUCUCAGUUAAAAUAUGCUCGAUUUCAGUUAAUUCUCCAUGCCACAAAAUAUCCACAAGACAAAAUAUGCGGAAAUAAUAAUUCCACUUUUUUUGAUCCUGAGGUGAUUAGCCACCCCAUGUGGGCGUUAAGGAUUAAUUGUAGAACGACUCGAAUCUACUGCCACAACUAGAAGGCAAAUCGACACAGAUAUUAGUCGUCAAGUUGAUUGCAAAAUAAUUUAGGAGCAAAAAAUGCUUCAAAUUGAGCGCACGCUGGUGUCGAUUAAUGUGCACGCUAAGCUUUUGCAGUUAUGUUUACGUCAAAUUCUCGCAGAUUUAAUCCAACUUGCCGUCUAUGGGGCUAUCAUAGUACCUUUGUUUAUGAUUAUAGGUAGAUUAGAUACCUCGCCUGAUAGCCACAUUGACUUCAAGUUAUCAGAGAGUUACGACUAAAAUUUUAUGUUAAGUUCACUGCAAAGAGAUGAUGUGCAAAUACUUGCCACCAGCUCUCAAAACUAUUUGGAAAAUUGAAAGUAACUCUAUUUUUAGCUUCUUUUGUAUAAAUCUCAGACAACUCUUUUUAUGAAUUUGUAACGGGGUAAAUUGAGUUACAUUAUCGAUCAACAUCGUGAUUUUUCACCGAUGGUUACUUACCCUACCUGUAACGCCAAAAGAGUAUUCAAAUAAAUUUUUGAUUUGUCGCCGGGCGCGCUAAUUGAAAAUACUCACACGCUAGACCCAAUCAUAAUUAAGUAGAGGAGCUUUCCGAUGACACCUGAAGACAAUCGAGUGAAAUUGAUAAAACUGUAAGACAUCAGUAGAGAUGAGACAGAGCCGGGAGGACCGGGUAACUAUCUACACGAAGGACUGCUGAGUUUCGAACAUCAGGUAAUUAAUUUAGUCACACUUGGCUUUUCCUGGUGGAACCAAGCAAUAUUUUUUACCCAUCUGACAGUCGAAUACCAAGCAAGAAGCCGGUAUUCUUAAUCAACUAUUACUGAUUGCGUCUGAAUAGCAGGUUGAAGAAGAGUUCGAGUAUUUUGACAAAGACGAGUAAAACUGAGAACUUGAUACGAGAACGAAGUUAAUCAAAAGAAAAGAACUCGAGACGACCCGGUUACACGAGAUAUACAUGGUCUAGAACCUACUACAUGGAUUAGAGAGAACAAGACAUGGACCAGGACAACUCAUACAGGACAAGCGGCGUAAAUCAAAAUCAACGUAAAUCGUGAUAGGUAUUUCGUAAAAUAUUCAAGGUAGAAAGACCAAAAUAUUUAUUAAUUAAAAUACGUAAAUAAACGUCAUGUCCGCAGAGUAUUGUCAUGUCAAUUAUCAUGUAAUAAAUGAAUCAAAAACCGGACUCAACUAAAUUAGUUUCGUUAUAUCCAGGCAGGGAGGUCGGAUUUACCACGCAAUAAAAAUUUCCAGGCAGGUCAUGUAAACCACGCGCCGGAAAAAUUCUUCCAGAACUUUCCAGGCAGUUAGUGGAAGCCACGUGACGGAAAUCUUCAUGCGAACCUAGUCUCAAAUAUGUAAUUUUCGUAUAAAGCGACAAGCAUUAUAUCACUGACUCGAUUUGCACCAUAAAAACAGGAGUUUCUUUCCAUAUAAAAAUCAAUCUCUUUCAACAUCGUUUCUCUCUUAUUCGAUUUUCGACCUCUUUGUUGAAGUCCAUAAUUGUUUUGUCUAGUUUGCAAACACCAUCUUCGUUACUUCUAUUAUCUAAUAAUUAUUAUGCUUGAACUUAGUCUACAGAAUUAUUAUUUCAGAUCAACAUUGAGACCAUCAUGAUCGGUAUUUCUAUAAUUAUGUUUCCAUUUAGAUGUCAAUUCAAGUAAGCAGUUGUGAUAUCAAGUUGGUAAAUAUGGAGAUUAUAAACCAUGAAAAUGACCAUCAGCUAUCUAAUUGAAUUCAGACGUGCCACUGGCGCGAGCUCUCACCACUUUUUCUCUUCUCAAAUCAUUGUCUUGUGUAAAGAGAUCACUGCUAUUUCUGUUAAUAUAUGAUCUUCUAGAUCCUCCAAUCUAUAUUUUGCUUAACCCUCCACUUUUUUAAUCAUUGUUACGUGAGUUCAGAAUAUUUGCUCAUCAAUAUUUUGCUGAAUUUCAGACAUUAUUGGUUUAUAGUUAUUUAUAAUCUUUCUUAUGCUUACUCACUGCGGAAUUUCGCACUUUCUUUUGACUCGUAUCAUUCAGGAAAACUAUUCUAAGAUUAGGUUCAUACACUGCAAUAUUACUGUUUAAGUAACUGCCUUAGUUGCUUGAUAUUUUCCAUUCGUUCUUCAAGCUCCUUUCUUCUUGCGUAUGCACUAUCUCUAAUGAUAGACUUUAGUAACUUUUGCUUUCUGUUCACAUAACUUUAUGCAUCUUUUUUCACUAACAUUUCCUGUGCUUUGUGCUUUUUAAGUAUUAUAGUUGUCUUUGUUGAAUUCAAUUAAUUUAACGACUAUUAAUUUUAUUUUUGAUUUUUCCAUUAAUUUACUCUUUCAUGAAGAAUUAAAAGAAGUUGUUCACACUAACCUCUAUCUUCAAUCAAUGUGAAGCUCUCGGUUCAUAACCUAUUAUUAGAACACGCGAAUCAAUAACAAAAAAUAUCAUAUCAAAUAGUAACUUUGCAUAUAUCUGUAUUAAAUAUCGAAAAUAAUGCAGAUAGCUUGAAAUUUACGUCGGUAAUCUUCCUUAUACUGAAAAAAAUGAAUAUUCGUCACGAAUAAAUCAAUUUAUUUGUACCUUUUUGUAAAUAUUCUUUAAUGACAAAUUAAUAUAUUUGGCACAAAUAAAAAUAACAGUUGAUUAAAAUAAUUUUAUAACUUGACUGAAAAAUUCAAUUUAUGGGUGGUAAGUAAAUUAUGUAUUUGUGGCAAAGAUAUUAAAUUUGUGCCAAAUAACGGAAUAUUUGGAGAUACUUAAGCACAUAGCCCAACUAACAUUUAUUUGCAGCAAUCGGAUCGUUUCUUUAUCCCAAAUGAAUCACUUAUUUCACGUAAUUAAAUGUGUUCAAUUGUAUCAUAUCUUUCUCACAAUCAAGUAUUUAUUUAGUCAUAUCCAAAUAUACGAUAUCUUUGGUUCAAAUAAAUCUUAGUCAGUUCAAAUAAAUCUUUUUUUCACUGUACGCAUUAAGCAUACUUUCACUUAAGGAAUUAUAUUAAAAAAUUAUACUUCAGUAAUAAUAAUAAUAGUAACAAAAAAUGUUGAAAAAAAGAGAAAUAUCAAUAAGACAUCAAGUGAUGUUGUUUAUUAUUGUUUGAAAUAAAAAAAAAAUUUUUUUUAAUGUGUAAUCAAUUGUCAAUAGGUCGUUUGUGUUUAUCUUUAUGAAAGAUAGGAGAUAUCAAAAAAUUAAAAAAUAUAAAACUACGAACUUAUUGCUAAAAAAUCACCUCUUACCGACAUGAUUAUUAUGUGCAUUAAAGAAAGUGGUGUUGUGCCCGUAGCGCUGUGCCAUUGCCGUUUGAAAUCUUCCCGGCAGUGAUAAUGUAUAUCAAUAAUCGUUCUUUUUUCGCAACGAAGACGCGAAAAUUUCCAUCUUAUUUGUUACAGAUUACUUACAUGUAAUAAAUUUGAAUAUAAUAAUAAAUAAUAAUAGCAACUAUAACAAAAAAAAUAAUAAUAAAGUGUGCCGGCUUCAGCUCCUUAGGCUGGGUUCGAGCACGAUUGCACUAGCCCGUUCUUAUACAAUGGACAAAAUUAAUAAUUCAGGGCGAAAAUCUCGAGACUAAACUUCUAGGGAGAGUGUGAACGCAAAGCAAAAUGACAAUCGCUAAAGUAUAAUAAAUUGAAAUAAUAAAUAAUUAGCACCAAGAAAUAUAUAAGAAAUAAAUAAAUGAAGGCAGGUUAUCACUUGAUUGCCUUACCAGUAUUAUUAACUUCAAUAUAAUUUAAAAAUACCAAUAACUAUUUCAAGAAAUAAUCAUAAUAUUAAAUAUUAAAUUCUAUAAAAUAAUACGUAAAAAAAUUUUCACCGUACCUGAGCCAAAAGUUUUAAAUCCUGCCUUGUUUAGAGGGAAGAAAGUAAUUCUUUCCUUUUAUGAGAAAACAAAUGAUAAAAAUUAGCACAUGCGCCAUUCUUUCCACAAACAGAGACAAAAAUUGAAACUUUCAUGUGCAGAUUCAGCGAAAAGUUGUAUACACACCACGGAUAAAAGUGAGACAUUGUGACGGGGUAACCUGGUGUUCGACUGCCAGGUCAGCAAAAAUUUAAUUUCGCGCCUUUUUUGAAUUUGCGAACCCGCCCUUGAGUCAGUUCAAUUUUAAUUUGGCGACGUGACGGUAGGGUGUAGAUCAGGCGCACCUCGUCACCAGGCACCUCGAGUUAACUAAUUACAACCGGCCAGCCAAAUCGAGCCGUUGCUCAAAGACAACUCAGUCUUUUCCAUUUCGUGUCAGGCAGAUGCCUUAAAAUUUUUGUCAAAGUUUUAUUCGUCACAGAUAUUUCUGAAGUCCAGUUUACGAGUCUAGGAGAAUCUACAUUAUGGUUCAACACUUGGGACAAAUCGACGGACUCAAACCUUAAAAGGAUAUCCGAUGUUUCAACAGCAUGUUUCCUCUUCAGACAAAGAAAUGGCUGAGGAGUCACCUAGUAGGCCAAGAGAUAUUCGAGAACGUAUGCCUUUGAGAUCUAGAGAAAAUCAUCAUCCUACAAAAAAUCCGCGACACAUCAGAAAUAGAGAGGAGCUCAGUAAUCGGGAGCUCCGAAACAGAACUGAUAGAGAACGAGAAAGAGAAAUCCGAAAAACUACCGACAAAGAAAUUGAUGAAAUAGAUCUUCGUCAGCUCAAAGAUCGAUCGGAUAGAAAAUCUAAUGAGAAAGAAACAAAAUAUAAAAGCGGAAAUCGAAGUAAAAUAGUAGUGCCAGCAAGUAAUGAAAAAGAUUCUGAGCCACAAAAGUCAGACAGCCCUGCCAGAUCGAGAGAAGGACCGAUAACGAGAUUAUGUGGCAUGUUGGAAAAAGAUGAAGCGAUUAAAGUUUUGUCAACCAAUAUCAAUGAAGAUAGCUCUCACGAAAGUGAUAAACAAGUAGAAAAUGGAAAUUCUGAAAAUGAAAUCGGUUAUGAAGAUAUGUAUACUCGAAUUAAAAGAACUAGAAGAGCAUCCCAACGUCAAUUAGAACGUAAUAAAAAGUUAUCAGAGGAUAGUGAUUUGAGUGAGUCAUCCGAUUCACCUGGCCCUCGAAAGUACAGCCUUCGUAAAAAGAAACCAACUGUAGAUAGAUUUCAAGCAACUGUAGAGCCAGUUAGACGUUCAAUACGAGCACUUAGAACCGUUCUAAGUAACUCAAUGAGACGGCGUAAGCAUAGAAGCAAAAGUUCUAGCUCAAACGAUUCUAGUGAUUCUGAACCACAACGAUAUGAUAAAAAGAAGUGUAAGAAAGUGAGACAAAAUGCUUUACCGCAAGGCGGUCCAACGGAUAAAAAAGCUGAUAUAAAUCCUAUUACGUUAGAUACGAAUAUUCGAUUUAGUGACGUUGGUGGUUUAGAAUCCCACAUUCAUUGUCUUAAAGAGAUGGUUGUAUUUCCUAUGAUGUAUUCGGAUGUCUUCGAUCGGUUUCAUAUUACACCACCCAAAGGAGUUCUUUUCUACGGACCACCAGGCACUGGAAAAACUCUUAUCGCUCGAGCUUUAGCUAAUGAAUUCAGUCAACAAGGAAACAGAAAAGUUACUUUUUUUAUGCGAAAAGGUGCAGAUUGUUUAUCUAAGUGGGUAGGAGAGUCAGAAAGACAACUUCGACUUCUUUUUGAACAGGCUCAACAGAUGAAACCAUCUAUUAUUUUUUUUGAUGAAAUUGAUGGCCUUGCUCCAGUUAGAAGUACUAAACAAGAUCAAAUUCAUGCAAGCAUUGUCUCGACUUUGCUUGCUCUCAUGGAUGGUCUAAAUGAUCGAGGUGAAGUUAUCGUCAUAGGCGCGACAAAUCGGAUCGACGCAAUCGACCCUGCUUUAAGAAGGCCUGGAAGAUUUGAUCGAGAAUUAUUUUUUCCUCUUCCUGCAAUGAAAGAACGAUUAGAGAUUUUGAAAAUUCAUGUCAGCAAAUGGAAAAAUCCACCUUCUGAUAUACUUCUAGAACUAUUAGCGGAAAUGACAACCGGCUAUUGUGGAUCAGAUUUACGUGCUCUCUGUACAGAAGCAGUAUUACAAGGACUGAGAAGAACAUAUCCUCAGAUUUAUUUGACUAGCAAUCGUUUACUCUUGGAUCCACAACGAGUUGAAGUAAAAAAGCAAGAUUUUAUCGAAGCUGCUUCGAUUCUUGUACCAUCUACUCAUAGAAUUGCUCCCACCGUCAGCAGAAAAUUACCGUCAUUUCUUAUUCCUCUUCUGGGUGAGGCUCUUGAAGACUUAAUUAAUGCAGUUAAAGUAAUUUUUCCCCAAGGAAUUAAUUCUACGCUUGCAAAAGUAAAAGUUGCCAAAUGUUUAAAUCAUCCAAGAAUGUUAGUCACGUGUGACAGUAUGUCAUAUGGUCAAAGUCCAAAGUUAACUCAAGCUCUGCUUUAUCAAAUGGAGCAUGUUUUUGUUCAGCCGUUGGACGUUAGUACACUUUUUGCAGAAAGUGCAAGAACACCAGAAGAAAUAUGCGUUCAAGUAUUUAAUGAAGCCUCGAGAAAGAUACCAUCAAUAAUUUAUAUUCGCUCGAUCGAUCAGUGGUGGCAAUUAUUACCAGAAACUGUUAAAGCAGUUUUCAUGUGUCGAAUUACUACUCUUGACCCAUGUCUUCCGGUUCUUAUUCUCGCAACAAGUGAUGUACCGUAUUCCGAUCUAGUUCCACAGUUAAAAAACCUUUUUAGUCGAUCUCGCGGAGAAGUUUAUACAAUUAAAAAUCCUUCUGUUGAACAGAGAUUGGAAUUUUUUAAAUCAUUAUUUAUGGAAAAAUGCUUUCAACCACCGAUUAUAAUUGAUGAUAAAGUUGAAAAACUUGAAGAACUGCCUAUAGCACUUGAACCAAUACCAAAGAAGUUGACUGAAGAUGAAAAAAGAAUGUUGUAUGAGAAAGAAGAAGUUUCCUUACGAGAAUUAAGAAUCUUCCUCAGAGAAAUUUGUGCUAAGUUAGCUCGAAAUAGACAAUUUUUCAUGUUCACGAAACCAGUUGAUAUAGAAGAGGUGCCAGAUUAUAAUGCAAUCAUAAAACAACCAAUGGAUUUAGAGACUAUGAUGACCAAAAUCGAUAUGCAUUGCUAUUUAUGCGCUCGUGAUUUUCUCGAUGACAUCGAUCUCAUUUGCAAAAAUGCACUUGAGUAUAAUCCUGAUAGAGAUCCAGCUGAUAAACUUAUACGUCAUCGGGCUUGUUCAUUACGUGAUCAUGCAUAUGCUCUUAUAAAAGCUGAGUUAGAUUCUGAUUUCGAAGAUAAAUGUAGAGAAAUAUCAAAAAAUCGAACUCUGACAAAAAAAGCGAUUAAUGAGUAUGUAAAAAAUGAAAGUUUAAAUAUUGAUGAAAAAAAUGAUAAAAAAGACAAUAUUUUGAGCCCAAGUGGAUCAGUAGUAAUUAAUGGUCGAAAAGUCAGCUCCAGAAAGAGGAAAAUUCCUGCAUGGGCUCGUGGUUAUGUUAAAAAAGUUACGAAAAAAAAGAAAAUUAUGUUGGAUGAUAACAUAGUGGAAUUGAAUGAGAAACCUAGUCCAGCUUCAUCCAACAAUGGGAUUCGAAACGUUGAUUUAGAAAAAUUCCAAGAGUUCGUAGCGAAUAGAGUACUGAUUGGUGAUGCUACUCUGUAUGAUAAUACAGAAUCGGAAAAUGAUUCCAUAAAUGAAACUCCAAAAGAAGUGAAAAAUAGUAUUAACUGUGAAAUCAUUAAUGAACGAUCAUCAAUCGAUACCGACGUACCUUCGGUAAAUGAACAAAUAUCAAUGGAAAAUGGCGAGCCAAAUGUAGUUUUUCCGCGUGAAAAAUUAGAAAAUCUACCUGAAACGGUCGACUGUGAUCAUGAACAAACCAAACUAGAAGAAACGAUUGUUGUAGUUAUUGAUAAAACAAAAAUUGAAAAUAUGUGGAAAUAUACCGUGGAAGUUACGAGUAAGCUUUCUAUAGAAGAGCUUUGUGACAUUUACGUACAAUUUAGUAGAUGUGUUAGUUCGUAUGAUCACACAUAUGAUCGAAAAUCACUGCCAAAGGAUUUGCUCAGAAAUUUACAACGGUUUAAAAAUAUUUCAAACAAAACAGCUGAACCUACAAUAGAUGCUGAUAUUUAAAGUCUGCCACUUUCUAAACACUGUAUUUAUUUCCGUAUUUUAUAAAUAAAAUAUUGAAUGUUCGA